Verticillium alfalfae VaMs.102 is the source of this 501-nucleotide messenger RNA. Its product is annotated as NADPH dehydrogenase. The coding region runs from base 1 to 501 and encodes 166 amino acids. Lineage: Eukaryota; Fungi; Ascomycota; Sordariomycetes; Glomerellales; Plectosphaerellaceae. The transcript has 2 exons. Gene Ontology annotation, cellular component: intracellular anatomical structure. Gene Ontology annotation, molecular function: NADP binding; FMN binding; NADPH dehydrogenase activity. The record is from RefSeq and is a predicted model, not a curated record.
AUGCCAGUCAACCAGCCCGCCAAGGGCGUCCCCUUUUACACACCCGCUCAGGAGCCCGCGCCGGCGCCGUCGCCGCCGGCAUCGACGUCAUCGAGAUCCACGCCGCCCACGGCUACCUCCUCACCGAGUUCCUCUCGCCCCUGUCCAACGCGCGGACGGACCGCUACGGCGGCUCGUUUGAGAACCGCACGCGCAUCCUCGUCGAGAUUCUCGGCGCCGUCCGCGCUGUCGUCCCCGACGGCCCUGCCCCUCUUUGUCCGCAUCUCCGGCACCGAGUGGAUGGAGCACGCCGGACGCCCGUCCUGGGACCUCGACGAGAGCAUCCGCCUCGCCAAGCUGCUGCCGGGCCUCGGCGUCGACCUCCUCGACGUCUCCUCGGGCGGCAACAGCGCCGACCAGAAGAUCGACAUUCACCCCUACUACCAGGUGUCGCUGGCCGAGCGCAUCCGCGCCGCGCUCGAGGAGACGGCAAGGCGCUGCUCGUCGGCGCCGUCGGCAUGA